This is a messenger RNA of Sesamum indicum (sesame), 522 nucleotides long. The record is from RefSeq and is a predicted model, not a curated record. NCBI's taxonomy places the organism in Eukaryota, Viridiplantae, Streptophyta, Magnoliopsida, Lamiales, Pedaliaceae.
AUGUCGAUCUCCUCCUGGAAGCCAGCACAAUCCAAAAUGAUAAACUUUUCAGUUGGGGGCAUGAUGAACAAGCACCAAGGAAAGGAUAAGGUGAUGGUGGUAUUGGGUGCCACUGGCACAGGCAAAUCGCGCCUGGCGAUAGACUUGGCCACCCAUUUCGGAGCAGAGGUCAUCAACUCGGACAAAAAUCAGGUCUACAAGGGCCUAGAUAUAGUAACCAAUAAGGUGAGCAAUGAGGAAUGCUGCAGCGUGCCACACCAUUUGCUCGGAAUCAUUGACCCCGAGGUGGAUUUCAUUGUACAUGAUUUUGUGCAUAAUGUAUUGCUGGCUGCUGAUGCCAUCGUACAAAAGAAUCGGUUGUCAAUCAUUACUGGAGGGUCAAAUUCCUUCAUACAGGCACUUGUCAAUGACGACAUGAGUUUCCCUCCAAGUACGAGUGUUGCUUUCUCUGGAUCGACGUGGCGAUCCUGGCAUGCCAUUGGGGUCCCCGAGAUGGAUGAUUCUACUGAUAUACUGAGUUAA